UUCGGCGUUUGCGUGGCAGGAGAGGCGGAGCCAAUUUUGCUAGGCUUUCUCGCGCGCUUGCAGCUGCGACAAGUGCUGGGGGUGGCUGCUAGUGCAGGUCGCCUUGCGUGGGAACGGGCUUCGUAGCUGAGAACGUCUCGUUUGUUGCUACAAAGACUCUAUUGACGUUGGUGGCUUUAGCCGCAGCAGCUUCUUACAGUAGGGACAGUUGCUUUCUGCGGAGGCUAACAGGCAUCCCUCUUAGGACUGCUGUAGGCUUCGAACCCCUAGCAGAGAACAUGCCGCGGGGACGAAAGAGUCGGCGCCGCCGUAACGCAAGGGCCGCAGAAGAGAACCGCAACAAUCGCAAGAUGCAGGCCUCAGAGGCCUCUGAGACCCCGACGGCCGUCCCUGUGGUCCCGAGCACCCCGGAAGAUGACCUGAGCGGCCCUGAGGAAGACCCGAGCACUCCGGGGGAGGCCUCCACCACCCCUGAAGAAACCCCCAGCACUGCUCAAGCGCAGAAGCCUUCAGUGGCCCGGAGCAAUUUUCAGGGCACCAAGAAAAGUCUCCUGAUGUCUAUAUUAGCCCUCAUCUUCAUCAUGGGCAACAGUGCCAAGGAAGCUUUGGUCUGGAAAGUGCUGGGGAAGUUAGGGAUGCAGCCUGGACGACAACACAGCAUCUUUGGCGAUCCAAAGAAAGUCGUUACGGAAGAGUUUGUGCGCAGAGGGUACCUGAUUUAUAAGCCAGUGCCCCGCAGCAGUCCCGUGGAGUACGAGUUCUUCUGGGGCCCUCGAGCACAUGUGGAAUCGAGCAAGCUGAAAGUCAUGCAUUUUGUGGCAAGGGUUCGUAAUCGAUGCUCCAAGGACUGGCCAUGUAAUUAUGACUGGGAUUCGGAUGAUGAUGCAGAGGUUGAGGCUAUCCUCAAUUCAGGUGCAAGGGGUUAUUCUGUCCCCUAGGGAAAUCUAAGCCAGACCCUUGGGGAGCGGGAGAGAGUAAAAGGUACAUCAAGCAAUAGAUGGCCUGGGUACUGAGUUGAAAAUGGCAUGGAUGGGGGCGGGGGGAACUGUAUUCGGUAUUUGUGCUCAGUGCUAAUUGUUUAACUGCAAACUCGAGUGUUUGCUUUGAAUAUUGUAAAAAUCGUAUUCAUUUUAUAAUAUGUUGAUUGAGAAUUACAGUGUGUUUAAAAUAUAAUUGAAUAUUGUUUUCCUUUUACUGUCAUUGAGAUUUAGUAUAACAGUUUUGCUAACGUUAAAAAAAUAAGUCAUUCCAUCUUAUCCUGUGAUCUGGUACAAUAUACCAUAGAAAUAGGCUGUUCUUUUGAAGUCAAAAUAAGCAGUAAAAUGUAGAAGGAUGAAAGAUUUGUUCAUAUAUGAACUUUCUAAAACCCUUUGUGUCUGCUGUUGUGUAAAGACUGACGUUUAUCAUGGCUUUGCUUAGCUACUGCGUAAUAUAGGGGAAAAUAAAAGCAUAAUGACUAAUA
Molecule: messenger RNA, 1462 nt
Organism: Carlito syrichta (Philippine tarsier)
Lineage: Eukaryota; Metazoa; Chordata; Mammalia; Primates; Tarsiidae
Gene: MAGEH1
Product: MAGE family member H1
Exons: 1
Coding region: 279-938 (219 amino acids)
Biological process (GO): negative regulation of transcription by RNA polymerase II
Cellular component (GO): nucleus
Source: RefSeq, a predicted model, not a curated record